GAUCGCACCCCCAGCGCCUCUCCGGACCUGGGCAAGCACUCGCCUCUAGCGCUGCUGGCCGCCACCUGUAGCCGAAUCGGCCAGCCGGGUGCGGCGGCGCCCCCGGACUUCCUGCAGGUGCCCUACGACCCAGCGCUGGGCUCGCCCUCCAGGCUUUUCCACCCCUGGACUGCAGACAUGCCGGCGCACUCACCGGGCGCGCUGCCGCCCCCGCACCCCAGCCUGGGGUUGACGCCGCAGAAAACACACCUGCAGCCGUCUUUCGGGGCUGCGCACGAGCUACCGCUCACACCCCCCGCUGACCCCUCUUACCCCUACGAGUUCUCUCCAGUCAAGAUGCUGCCCUCGAGCAUGGCGGCUCUACCCGCUAGCUGCGCGCCCGCCUACGUGCCCUACGCCGCACAGGCCGCGCUGCCACCGGGCUACUCCAAC
Molecule: messenger RNA, 432 nt
Organism: Otolemur garnettii (small-eared galago)
Lineage: Eukaryota; Metazoa; Chordata; Mammalia; Primates; Galagidae
Product: transcription factor Sp5
Exons: 1
Source: RefSeq, a predicted model, not a curated record